AAAAAAAAAAAAAAAAAAAAAAAAACUGUGCCCGCCCGACCGUGCCCUAGUUUUCGAUCCAACUUCCCCCGAUCUUCGCCGCCCUAGUUUCCGAUCCCAACUUUUCCCGAUCUCGAUUCUCGAUCUCGAGCUUGCGCGCACUUGGGCAAACAUGGCAGCGAUCAUGGCGGCGCGCGGGCAGGGUCUGGAGCAAGAUUUCGAUUUCUUCGUGGUGGUCGACUUCGAGGCGACGUGCGUCAAAGACGGGCGGAUCUUUCCGCAGGAAAUCAUCGAGUUCCCCGCGGUGCUCGUCGACGGCGCCACCGGCCGCAUCGUGUCCGCGUUUCGCAGGUACGUUCGUCCUAAGCAUCACCCUGUGCUGACCCAAUUUUGCAGGGAGCUCACCGGCAUCCGGCAGGAGGACGUCGACGGCGGCGUGGAACUCGGCGACGCGCUCUGGCUGCACGAUUCUUGGCUGAAGGCGGCGACGGCGGGAGCAGGGAACAAGAGAGGCGUCCGCUUGGCCGUGGUGACCUGGGGAGACUGGGAUUGCCGCACCAUGCUCGAGUUCGAGUGCCGCUUCAAGGGCAUCGAGAAGCCCUCCUACUUCGAUCAGUGGAUCAAUCUGAGGAUCCCCUUCCAGGCAGCGCUCGGCGGCGGAGGGCGGGUCAACCUGCAGGAGGCGGUCCGGGCGGCGGGGCUGGACUGGGAGGGCCGCCUGCACUGCGGGUUGGACGAUGCGCUCAACACGGCGCGGCUGCUUGCUGAGAUCAUGCGGCGCAGGGUCAAGAUCACCAUCACCGGCUUGCUGGCGCCGCCGCCGCCGAUCCAGCAGAAGCAGCAGCCUGGCACAAGCCCUUGCGGUGGCUCACCGGCGCUGGCGCCGCCGCCGAUCCAGCAGAAGCAACAGCCUGGCACAAGCCCUUGCGGUUGCUCACCGGCGCUGGCGCUGCCACCGAUCCAGCAGCAGCCGCCUCGCACAGGCCCUUGCAGUGGCACAUUUGCGCUGGUGCCGGCGCAGGCGCCGAUCCAGCAGAAGCAGCAGCCGCCGCCGCAGCCUCACAUAAUCAGCCCCUGCGGUGGCUCCUCCGCGACGUGCUUCUCGUACUGCGGGGUGGCGACCAGAGGAGCCAUGGAGCCAGGGCCGAUGCGGUCUGGAUGCGCCAACUGGACGCCGGCCAUGGGAUCUUACUUCCUGUGGAGCAACUGAACCAAUGAUCCGUGAGGCUGGGAUUCAGAAUCCAGUGUCGCUCAGCUGCUAGUGUUGAUCGUCCUAGCCAUCAGAAUCAGAGUGUAGCUCAGCUGUUUCUACUAUACUCUACUCUAGGUGUGAUUGUUCACUGAAAUCGAACAUCACCAAUGGGGCAUGUAAUUGGUGUCUGAAUUAUUAGUAGCAUCAAUAUAAAUUUAGUUUUAGUUAUUACUACUGUUAAUAGAAGAUUUGUUUUACCUUCA
Triticum aestivum (bread wheat) is the source of this 1434-nucleotide messenger RNA. Its product is annotated as ERI1 exoribonuclease 2-like. NCBI's taxonomy places the organism in Eukaryota, Viridiplantae, Streptophyta, Magnoliopsida, Poales, Poaceae. Bases 152 to 1189 code for a protein of 345 amino acids. The transcript has a single exon. Gene Ontology annotation, molecular function: nucleic acid binding; 3'-5'-RNA exonuclease activity. The record is from RefSeq and is a predicted model, not a curated record.